AUGUUGACUCCACCUAAUGCUUUGAAUCCAAGUAGUGUCACCAUUGAAGACCAAGAAUUUGAAGAAUAUGAAGAACCUCCUGUUUUUAGAAAGGGGAGUAUAUUCACUAGUAGCUCUUCUGGCUCCGCCUAUGUUGCACCAGAUGAAUUAAGCCCUAGAGAACUCGACCGCCUUCUUAGGCUGGCUAAAGAUAAGGUGCUUGAUGCCCUAAUUGGUUACUUAAAAGCAACGGAUACCGAUGCUGGAAGGUUUGCCAAGGAAAUUUGUGAUGCGAUUUUGGCAAAAUGCCUUAUUGGCGGCCAAAGGCAGUUGAGAAGGCACAUACGGUGUUAA
Messenger RNA from Lactuca virosa, 333 nucleotides. The record is from the annotation of a GenBank genome assembly. Lineage: Eukaryota; Viridiplantae; Streptophyta; Magnoliopsida; Asterales; Asteraceae.